This is a messenger RNA of Pseudomyrmex gracilis, 1632 nucleotides long. RefSeq lists its product as uncharacterized. The record is from RefSeq and is a predicted model, not a curated record. The transcript has 2 exons. Gene Ontology annotation, biological process: DNA replication. Gene Ontology annotation, molecular function: DNA-directed DNA polymerase activity; nucleotide binding; DNA binding. Bases 1 to 1632 code for a protein of 543 amino acids. NCBI's taxonomy places the organism in Eukaryota, Metazoa, Arthropoda, Insecta, Hymenoptera, Formicidae.
AUGACAUUGCACGAAAUCGCGCGUUUCGAACGCAACAACAACGUGUCCGUAAACGUGUUUACGGCGGCGGAACAGAGACACGGAUACGUGCCGCUGCAACUUACGUCGAACAAGAAGGACAAGCAUGUGAAUCUGUUGUAUGUUCCCGAUCAACGCGAUGGACACGUAGAGCACUUCGCGUGGAUAAAACAUUUAUCGCGCUUAGUCAGCUCGCAAUUGAGUAAAAAAAAGACAGGGAAGUACAUAUGCGAUCGAUGUCUACACUACUUCCACACAAGCGAGAAGCUGGCGCAACACACCGUGGACUGUGAACGAUUGAACAACAGCGCAGUGGUUCUCCCCACUGAGGGAAAGAACCGUUUGAAAUUCGAGAAUUACAACAACAAGGAACGGGUUCCAAUGGUGGUGUAUGCCGACUUAGAGUGCGUACUCGAAAAACAGAACGAAAAGCAGGAUACAUCAAGCGCGCACAAGUACCAAAGACACAGUUUGUUCAGCAUCGGUUAUUACGCCAGCUGCGAGCACAUAGAUAUCGGAUACAAAUUUUAUAGAGGCGAGAACUGUGUGCAGUGGUUUGUGAGUGAACUGCACGAUCUCGCGAAACGUGCGAAGACCUUGUUCGCGGCAAAUGUACCAAUGGCGAAUCUCACACUGGCGGAGAUCGAGCGGUUUAAGAACGCUAAGUGUUGCCACGUUUGCGAACAGCCGUUCGAGCGAGAUGACAAUAGGGUGCGCGACCACUGUCAUCUAACGGGACGCUUCAGAGGACCCGCACACUUCGCGUGCAAUCUGAAUUACAAACAAGUUUACGUUGUUCCCGUUGUGUUCCACAACUUGUCCGGAUAUGACUCGCAUUUUAUUAUCAAGGAUGUGGCCACCGCUUUUGAGGGCGAGAUCAAUGUGCUACCCAUGACGAAAGAGACCUACAUAUCGUUCACGAAACAUGUGAACAGUACGCGGGACGAAGACAAUCAGAGGUGCGUGCAACUGCGAUUCAUCGAUUCUUACAAAUUUCUGAGCACAAGCUUAGAAAAGCUCGCAUCCUAUCUCGGCAAAAGCGAACUGCGUGUGACUCGAACGGAAUUCGGAGAUCUCUCCACCGAGGACUUUGAACUGCUCACGCGAAAAGGUGUGUUUCUAUAUGAAUAUGUGGACAGCGUCGACAAAUUGUUGGAAACAAAUUUGCCACCGCGCGAGGCGUUUUACAGUUCGCUGACCGGCGAGACUGUGACGGAGAACGAGUACGCGCACGCAACGAAUGUAUGGCAACAAUUCACCAUCGAAAAUCUGGGAUCGUACAGCGACUUGUAUCUGAAGACGGACGUACUUUUGCUGGCCGAUGUUUUCGAAAACUUUCGUCGCGAGUGCCUCGCGAGUUACGGACUAGAUCCCGCGCACUACUACACGCUGCCGGGGUAUACAUGGGACGCCAUGUUGAAGUACACUCGUGUGACGUUCGAGCUGCUGACUGACAUCGACAUGGUGAUGUUCGUGGAACGUGGUAUACGCGGCGGUCUGAGUCAAUGUUCGAACAGAUACGCCCGCGCGAACAACAGGUACGCGUGUUCGCACGAUCCAUCCGAACCGUCGUCGUAUCUGAUGUACUACAACGUCAACAAUCUCUACGGAUAG